GAGAGAGAGAGUCGCAAGUCAUACAUGAACGCAUCUCUUCACAUUGUCCUUACUGUUGCUUUGCUUUGGACGAACAAGGUAUUGCGCUCCGUGAGACGGACUAUCUUUGGACCGGAAACCACCAGCACCCAAAACUGUGUUCUGCUCCGAAGGCGAACGCCUUGAUGAAGUGAAUCUGCAACUGUCUCGAAGUGAAAUGUACUGAAUCGGAUUGGAAAGCAGGUCACCAACAUCCCAAUAUGCGCGUUGGAGUGCGCUGGCGAAUUGUGCCUUUACUUUAUUCAGUAGCGUUGUCGUGAUGUUCAACACUUCAGGCAUUGAGCUCCCAUUGAACAAGAAGGAAGAUAUUUCUGAAGUUACUAAUGGCACCUGGCAGCUUUUCUACAACGUCCUGCAGAACAUCGGACCCACAACCAUGCGGAAUGAGUCGUGCGGGGAGCAGCUGCUGAAUUUCAGGCGCCCGGAGAAGAUCAUCAUCGGAGUGAUGCUGGCCGUCAUCACAGCGGUCACGGUGAUGGGAAACACGCUGGUCGUAAUUGCGGUGUGCGUGGUGAAGAAAUUACGGCAGCCUUCAAACUACCUCCUGGUGUCUUUAGCCGUGGCCGACUUGUCCGUGGCCAUAGUGGUGAUGCCAUUUGUUAUAGUGACUGACCUCACCGGGGGCAAGUGGCUUUUUGGCGAGGUCUUUUGCAACAUAUUCAUCGGCAUGGAUGUAAUGUGCUGCACGGCGUCCAUCAUGACCCUCUGUGUGAUCAGCGUGGACAGGUAUCUGGGCAUCACACGGCCCCUAACCUACCCAGCACGACAAAAUGGUCAGCUCAUGGCAAAGAUGAUCUUGGGUGUGUGGUUGGUGUCAGCAUCCAUCACUUUGCCCCCCUUCUGUGGCUGGGCCAAAAACGUCCACACGGCCGGCGUGUGCCUCAUCAGCCAAGACAUUGGCUACACCAUCUAUUCCACAGCCGUAGCCUUCUACAUCCCUAUGCUGGUAAUGCUGUUCAUGUAUUACAAAAUCUUCCGGGCAGCCCGCAAAAGUGGUGCCAAACACCGCUUCACUGACCUUUCUCGCCGGGAGCGCCUGGAAACGGUGACUAAUGAGGCGCUACGAAUGCAAGGCCUAAAGCCUCCUGGUGUGGCAGAGGAGUGCGCCGCCCUGUCCCGACUGCUGAACCGUGAAAGGAGAAACAUCUCCAUUUUCAAACGAGAGCAGAAAGCGGCCACAACACUGGGGGUUAUUGUGGGGGUCUUCACUGUGUGCUGGCUACCAUUCUUCAUUCUAUCCACUGCGAGGCCCUUCAUCUGUGGGGUCGUGUGCAGCUGUGUGCCCAUCUGGUUGGAGCGCACGCUGCUCUGGUUAGGUUAUGCCAACUCCCUAAUGAACCCCUUCAUCUAUGCCUUCUUCAAUCGAGACCUACGCUCCACUUACCGUGACCUUCUACGCUGCAGAUACCGAAACAUCAACCGCCGUCUGUCAGCGGUGGGCGUGCACGAAGCCCUCAAGGUCUAAAGAGGUUUUGCAGCAGACAGUGACUUACAGAGCGAGACGUGGUGGCCCUGCGCUUGUACUAGUGCACCUCGUGGAUUGUGGCGUGUACGCAGCAGGCCUGUAGAUAAAACACAUUCUGACAGAAUGUGAGUCACUGUCAGUAGCUUUCCGGUCCCACUGAGAAGGCAGAUAGACAGCGUUAUCAUUGCUGUCUCUGUGUGUGUGUGUGUGUGUGUGUGUGUGCGUGUGUGAAGAGACACAGUUAUGCUAUUUUGGAAAAGAAAAUCAUAGACUGAACUUUGUGAAAUAAUCAAGUCGACUGCUUUUGUGCAUUUAUUGGUGGGUGACAAGCUGUGUUACACAAUCAAUCAUCUUGUGCUCUUCAAAGAUAAUGGAGGCUAAUCGAUUUCUGUAUACUACAAAAAUGAUGUUCAAUAAAGAAACUUGGUCGGGCACAAAGCAUAUUAAGUUCUUCUGUUGAACAAAUUCUGUGUAUUUUCCUGUGCACUUCUGUUAGAAGUCAUCGUUUGAAAGAGGUUGUCUUACUGAAUAAAUGAGAAAAAAAACAACCAAUAAUUUAAAGUGUGGCGAUGAAAGUUGUCAUGGAUUAUACGAGUAAAAAUAUCUAUGAUUUGUUUGUUUGACUUGAAAGAUCUGUCCCACACGUUACUUUUGGAUUUUAAAUAGUCAAAUGUCACCAUAAGAGUUCCAUGUUUCACACUGUCACACACUUGAAUUCUGUCUUGAGUUUUUCCACGACUUGUUAUUUUUCACACCACAGUUGUCUUGCUGACCUCGAUAAAACAAGUCAACGUAUCACUUUAAGAGACAAUAAGAUCCAGAGACUGCUCCCACUGGUAGUCAAGAGUGUCCCUAAUCUUGUAUGUGAGAUGAACCGUCACAACAUAUCACUCCCAUUACAAGUCUUUGGUGACUUGUACAACUUGUCUCACAUGCCAUCAGUCAAACAGUGUGUGCUGAUUCUACCUCGACUUUUGACAAUACUCUACAUUACCUCCGGGCUGAUGUGACUCAAUAUUCUUUUUGUAAUCAAUCGCUGUUUUUCAAUCAUGUGAUGUGGAUCUCGAACUGCCCUCUUUCAGCACUGACAUUAUCUUUAGUGGCAAAGCAUCUACAGUAUUAACUUUGUAAAUAAAGAAAUACCCAGUUAUAAAGUCA
Messenger RNA from Syngnathus acus (greater pipefish), 2662 nucleotides. RefSeq names its product 5-hydroxytryptamine (serotonin) receptor 7c (gene htr7c). Gene Ontology annotation, cellular component: plasma membrane; dendrite. Gene Ontology annotation, molecular function: neurotransmitter receptor activity; G protein-coupled serotonin receptor activity. The record is from RefSeq and is a predicted model, not a curated record. Gene Ontology annotation, biological process: G protein-coupled receptor signaling pathway, coupled to cyclic nucleotide second messenger; smooth muscle contraction; vasoconstriction. NCBI's taxonomy places the organism in Eukaryota, Metazoa, Chordata, Actinopteri, Syngnathiformes, Syngnathidae. Bases 299 to 1504 code for a protein of 401 amino acids. The transcript is spliced from 2 exons.